Purpureocillium takamizusanense is the source of this 1430-nucleotide messenger RNA. It is a transcript of the gene FAD1, whose product is annotated as FAD synthase. The transcript has 2 exons. Lineage: Eukaryota; Fungi; Ascomycota; Sordariomycetes; Hypocreales; Ophiocordycipitaceae. Bases 201 to 947 code for a protein of 248 amino acids. The record is from RefSeq and is a predicted model, not a curated record. Gene Ontology annotation, molecular function: FMN adenylyltransferase activity. Gene Ontology annotation, biological process: FAD biosynthetic process.
AUUCCUCCUCCUCUUCCUCAACUCCUCGUCAACCUCAUCCUGCCCCCGCGCUGCCCCGUCCCACCCGCGCAUUCGAACGGAACCAUCCUCGACCUCGCGUUGCGCUGUGCAGUGCCUGCGCCCGCGUUCCUCGACCCCUCUCUAACUGCGACGACCAGACGACCAGACGACGACGACGACGACGACGACGACUGGCCAACAUGACUCGAGACGGGCACCCGCCGGUGACAAACGGCAGCGCAAAGGUGCCGCACGUCGCGACCCCCGCCGAUGCCGAUGCGUCGCCCCGGGUACCCCGCGUCCUGCCCGACGUGUGCCACACCCUGCGCCGCAAGGUCCUGACCUUUCUCGACGGCGAGACCGACGACAAGGUGCUGCGCAGCACGCAGGUCCGCGCGCGCGAGUCCAUGGUGGUCAUCGAAGAGGCGUUGCAGCGUUACGGACCCGACGAGCUCUCUCUGUCGUACAAUGGCGGCAAGGACUGCCUCGUCCUGCUCAUCCUGAUCCUCGCCUGCCUCCCGGCCGCCACCGCCCACCUGCCCCCGAAACAGCCAGCACAUCCGUCCGGCAACGGCUCUCCGCCCUCGGUACAACCCCUCAAAGCUAUAUACAUUGCGCCACCGGAUCCGUUUCCCGAGGUGGAGGACUUUGUGUCCAUAUCGACGGCGCAGUACCACCUGGACCUGACGAGGUACGCCCUGCCCAUGCGCCAGGCCCUCGAGGCGUACCAGCGGGACCAGCCGCUCGUGCGGGCCAUCUUCAUGGGCACGCGGCGGACCGAUCCGCACAGCGAGUUCCUCACGCCCUUUAGCCCGACCGACGGCGACUGGCCCCAGCUUAUGCGCGUCAACCCGGUGCUGGACUGGCAUUAUGCCGAGAUCUGGACGGUAAGCAGCAGCAGCAGCAGCUGCAGCAGCAGCAGCCACCUGUCUCACAGGCUUUCAUGAUGUGGCCACUUGCUGACGCGCUGACGUGGCGGUAGUUUAUCCGACGUCUGGACAUACCGUUCUGCAGCCUAUACAACCAAGGAUUCACGUCACUCGGCGGCACGAGGAAUACGCGCCCGAACCCGGCACUGGCACUCGACGGCGACGCAAAGUCGUUCCGGCCGGCGUACGAAUUGAUUCGCGACGAUGAGGAGCGCUUGGGGAGAGAUAGGUAGACGGAUGGCGCGAGCGGAAAUGGGUGCGCCGUAGGUGGAUUUGGGUGCAUUGGUUUAAUCGGCGAGAGCCAUGUGGUGGGAAGACGUCUGCUACGGAAUCUGGACCUGGCCAUGUACGUAGGUAUUGCAGGACUCAAGGAGAGGGCGCGGUUGAAAGAGACACGGGGCAUCGCGCCACGCCACACGGCCUUUUUGCCUGGUUAGAAGAUAGACACGCAUACAUAGAGCAUGACGGCGUUGGCGUUGAAGAUAUGAAGUACAAAUGAUG